Molecule: messenger RNA, 449 nt
Organism: Pocillopora verrucosa
Lineage: Eukaryota; Metazoa; Cnidaria; Anthozoa; Scleractinia; Pocilloporidae
Source: RefSeq, a predicted model, not a curated record
AUGAACAAGUUCGUUCUUUCCGCCCUUGUGGCAUUCUGCGCGGCUGUAUCUUUGCAAGUUGUUGUAUCGUAUGAACCCCUAGAAAAAGCUGCCUAUGAAACCCAACAAUCCGACGAUUAUGACGCUGUGAAGGAUGCAGUCGACGCCAAUGCAGAUGAAGGAUUUGAAGAUGAUCUGAGCGAUUACAAUCAUUUCGAAGAUGAAGUUGACAAUGAUGAAGAUGAAGAGAGUGAAGAGGAUGCAAACGGAAGCAAUGAUGUCCAAGAAGAUCCAAAACCAUUUUUUCGCAGAAUAAGAGUCCCGAAACCAAGAUUCCGGAUCCCGAAGCCAAGAAUCCCGCUUCCAAGAAUUCCAAAACCAAGGAUCCGGAUCCCGAGAAUCCCAAAACCAAGAUUCCGGAUUCCAAGAUUGCCAAAGCCCCGCCUCCCGUUUGGGAAGAAGUAAAGGGA